Messenger RNA from Glycine soja, 2758 nucleotides. RefSeq names its product receptor-like protein EIX2. The coding region runs from base 11 to 2602 and encodes 863 amino acids. The transcript has 2 exons. Gene Ontology annotation, molecular function: protein binding. NCBI's taxonomy places the organism in Eukaryota, Viridiplantae, Streptophyta, Magnoliopsida, Fabales, Fabaceae. The record is from RefSeq and is a predicted model, not a curated record.
AUAAUCAACCAUGGUUUGCUUCACAAUAUCACAAUUUUUUGUUUUGCUACUUUUACUGUUUGCAAUGACGUUACACAAAGGCAUCUGUGGAGCAAACACGAAGCUUAGUUGCAAUGGAAAAGAUCGAUCUGCAUUGCUACUCUUCAAACACGGUGUCAAAGACGGUUCGCACAAGCUCUCUUCUUGGUCCAAUGGAGAAGAUUGCUGUGCAUGGAAAGGAGUCCAGUGUGAUAACAUGACAGGCAGAGUCACAAGACUUGAUCUAAACCAACAAUACUUGGAAGGUGAAAUCAACCUAUCUUUGCUUCAAAUUGAAUUUUUGACCUACUUGGACUUGAGCUUGAAUGGCUUUACAGGUUUAACUCUUCCACCUAUCCUCAACCAAUCACUAGUCACACCUUCUAAUAACUUGUCUAACCUUGUGUACUUGGACUUAUCCUUUAAUGAAGAUCUUCAUUUGGAUAAUCUUCAAUGGCUUUCUCAACUUUCUUCGUUGAAAUGUCUCAAUCUGAGUGAGAUUAAUCUUGAAAAUGAAACAAACUGGCUUCAAACCAUGGCCAUGAUGCAUCCUUCUCUAUUAGAGUUGAGAUUGGCAAGUUGUCAUUUAGUCGAUAUGAGCCCUUUAGUCAAGUUUGUGAAUUUUACUUCACUUGUGACUCUUGACCUGUCUGGGAAUUACUUUGACUCUGAGUUGCCUUAUUGGCUGUUUAAUAUUAGCAGUGACAUCUCCCAUAUUGACCUUAGCUUCAACAAUUUGCAGGGUCAAGUACCCAAGAGCUUGUUAAAUCUUCGAAAUCUUAAAUCUUUAAGAUUGGUUAACAACGAACUUAUUGGACCCAUUCCAGCUUGGUUAGGGGAACAUGAACAUCUGCAAACUCUUGCUCUUUCUGAGAACUUGUUCAAUGGUUCCUUUCCUUCGAGUCUAGGAAACCUUUCAUCCCUAAUUGAAUUAGCUGUUAGCUCCAAUUUCUUGAGUGGUAAUGUUACAAGCACCAUUGGCCAACUCUUCAACUUGAGGGCUUUAUUCAUUGGAGGUUCAUUGUCUGGUGUUCUAUCUGUGAAGCACUUUUCCAAACUCUUCAAUUUAGAAUCACUUGUCUUGAAUUCUGCUUUUUCUUUUGACAUAGAUCCCCAAUGGAUUCCUCCUUUUCAACUUCAUGAAAUUAGCUUGAGAAACACAAAUCUAGGUCCUACUUUUCCACAAUGGAUAUACACUCAAAGGACACUAGAAGUUCUAGAUACUUCUUACUCAGGACUUUCAUCCAUAGAUGCAGACAAGUUUUGGAGCUUUGUAGCCAAAAUUAGAGUAAUUAACUUGUCGUUCAACGCAAUUAGAGCUGACUUAUCAAACGUCACUCUAAAUUCUGAAAAUGUAAUUUUGGCUUGCAACAAUUUCACAGGAAGUCUCCCACGUAUAUCAACAAAUGUCUUCUUCUUGAAUCUAGCAAACAAUUCCUUGUCUGGACCCAUUUCCCCUUUUUUGUGCCAUAAAUUGAGUAGGGAAAAUACAUUGGGUUACUUGGAUGUGUCCUAUAAUUUUUUCACUGGAGUAAUUCCUAAUUGUUGGGAAAAUUGGAGAGGUUUAACUUUCCUUUACAUUGACAACAAUAAGCUAGGUGGUGAAAUUCCUCCAUCAAUUGGUUUGUUAGAUGAAAUCAUAGAGAUGGAUUUUCACAAGAACAACUUGUCUGGGAAGUUUUCACUUGACUUGUCAAACUUGAAAUCGUUGGUGUUCAUCAACCUUGGAGAAAAUAAUUUUUCUGGAGUUGUACCAAAGAAGAUGCCAGAGAGUAUGCAAGUGAUGAUAUUGAGAUCCAAUAAAUUUAGUGGCAAUAUUCCAACACAACUAUGCAGCCUCCCUUCUCUAAUACAUCUUGAUCUUUCACAAAAUAAAAUUUCUGGGUCUAUUCCUCCAUGCGUCUUUACUCUCAUGGAUGGUGCAAGAAAAGUGAGACAUUUUCGAUUCAGUUUCGAUUUGUUUUGGAAAGGCCGAGAGUUAGAGUAUCAAGACACUGGGUUAUUGAGAAAUCUCGAUCUUUCAACAAACAACCUGUCUGGAGAAAUCCCAGUAGAAAUUUUUGGCCUCACUCAAUUGCAGUUCUUGAACUUGUCCAGAAAUCAUUUCAUGGGAAAAAUAUCAAGAAAGAUUGGUGGCAUGAAAAAUUUGGAGUCCCUUGAUCUCUCCAACAAUCACCUUUCAGGGGAAAUUCCUGAAACCUUUUCUAAUUUAUUCUUUCUAAGUUUUCUCAAUUUGUCAUACAAUGAUUUCACUGGACAAAUCCCACUGGGUACUCAACUUCAGAGUUUUGAUGCAUGGAGCUAUGUUGGGAAUCCCAAACUUUGUGGACUUCCUUUACCAAAGAAUUGCUCUAAGCAAAAUAUUCAUGACAAGCCAAAGCAAGGUGGAGCAAAUGAGUCGCUCUUUCUUGGGAUGGGAGUUGGAUUUGUUGUUGGCUUAUGGGGAGUGUGGGGUUCUUUGUUCCUCAAUAAAGCAUGGAGACACAAAUAUUAUCGGAUCGUGGGUCAUGUUGAAGAUUGGCUUUAUGUGUUUAUAGCUCUCAAGUUCAAGAAGUUUGCUGAAUUAAGAGCAAGUUCUAGAUGAAGGAAAAAACUAUUAGGAUCAGUUUUUGAAAAAGUGCUUACGAGAUAGAGCUUCUUGGAAAAAUGGCAAUGCAAAAAGCUACUUAAAUAAGUCAUUUUGUGUUUGGAAUUGGGUGUACACAAUAAGUGAUUCUUAAAUAAUAAGUGGUGUUUGACA